Molecule: messenger RNA, 684 nt
Organism: Diuraphis noxia (Russian wheat aphid)
Lineage: Eukaryota; Metazoa; Arthropoda; Insecta; Hemiptera; Aphididae
Product: unconventional myosin IC-like
Cellular component (GO): myosin complex
Molecular function (GO): cytoskeletal motor activity
Source: RefSeq, a predicted model, not a curated record
UUGAAACAUAAUAUUUGGUUUUUUUUUCUCUUAAUUAUUUAUGAUGGUUUAAAUUUCUUUUCUGACAAGCGGAUUUAAGUAAGAAUUGUGUAAAAUUUUCGAAAGUUAAUUACUAAUAUAAUGGUCAAUGAGGAAUUUUCUAUUAAGCGGACGUUUAUUACACAUACCCGAAGGCAAAUUGUCCGCAGAUUUACGAGGUCUUUACCAAAUUUGAGGGUUUUACCUAGAGGAUGGCAUAAAAAAAUGUUUAACAAAGCAAGUAAUAAAUUGAGAAAAAUUCAUAUGAUUUGGAAAAAUAAAAGAUACAAGAUAUCACAAGAUUUAAAACGCAAAAAACAAAUAGAACUGAAAAUGCUUGCUGAAUAUUUAUUUAAAGACAAAAAAUGCAGUUACGACUGUGAUACACGUUGUUUGUUUUUGAUYGAACGAUUGAAUUCAUUAGAGAAGUAUUUGAAAAUGACAUUUAUGCGUAAUUUAAAUGAAAAAUAUCUUUAUGGUGUCAAGGUGGUAAAAUUCGACCGGAAAGGAUACAAACGAAGAACCAGACUGUUGAUACUGACAAACAAAUCUUUAUAUUUAAACCAAAUACUUAAAAACAAAUUAAAACUAAAGGAAAAGAUACCAUUGGAUUUUAUAAAUAAAUUAGAAGUCACUUCAGGAAGAGAUAACUUUCUACUCAUCAAA